Micromonas pusilla CCMP1545 is the source of this 792-nucleotide messenger RNA. RefSeq lists its product as uncharacterized. NCBI's taxonomy places the organism in Eukaryota, Viridiplantae, Chlorophyta, Mamiellophyceae, Mamiellales, Mamiellaceae. Gene Ontology annotation, biological process: fatty acid biosynthetic process. The annotation marks the transcript as partial. Gene Ontology annotation, molecular function: fatty acid synthase activity. The transcript is spliced from 3 exons. The record is from RefSeq and is a predicted model, not a curated record.
GAAGCGAUGCACUUAGACCCGCGGCAGCGCGUCUUAGUCGCGGACGUAUCCGCCGCGUGGACGGCGGCGGCGACGACGACAGCGAAGCAGCGAACGAACGACGUCGCGGUGUUCACCGGCGUCGCCGGAAAGGAUUACGCGUUACUGCUCAAAUCGUGCGGCGUUCAGAUCGGCACGUUCACCGGCACCGGGAACGAAGCCAGCGUGACGUGCGGGCGCGUGAUGUUCUCGCUCGGGUUCACGGGCGCGUCCGCGGCGAUCGACACCGCGUGCUCAUCCUCUCUCGUCGCCGCGUCGUUCGCGUUGGACGCGGUGCGCCGCUCGUUCGACGGACUCGGACGCGUCGAUCGGGCCCCAAGGACAGCGCACGCGUUCGCCGCGGGGGCGAGUCUGAUGCUCACCCCGGACAUGCACCUCACGCUCGGCGGCGCGGGAAUGCUCUCACAUUUCGGGCGGUGUAUGACAUUGGACGCGAGCGCGGACGGGUACGGGCGCGGGGAAGCGUGCGCGUGCGUCCUCAUCGCGUGCGGCGACGCGAACGAGAGAGAAGAAGACGAAGAUACUAUAAAGGGCGACGCCGUCGUCGCGUUCGCGGGGUCGGCGGUGAACCAAGACGGACGGAGCAGCUCUUUGACCGCGCCGAACGGUCCGUCCCAGCGCGCGGUCGUUCGAGAAGCCGCUUUCGGUUUCGGUUCCGGUUCCGGUUCCGGUUCCGGCGCCGUGACGGAGGAACGCGUCGGGGGAACGCGCCUGCUGCAAAUGCACGGCACGGGGACGCCGCUCGGCGACCCG